This is a messenger RNA of Pecten maximus, 11662 nucleotides long. Its product is annotated as multiple PDZ domain protein-like. NCBI's taxonomy places the organism in Eukaryota, Metazoa, Mollusca, Bivalvia, Pectinida, Pectinidae. Gene Ontology annotation, molecular function: protein binding. The record is from RefSeq and is a predicted model, not a curated record.
UCGCUCUGUAGGAAGAACCUGUAACCCAUUGGUCAAAUAUGAUUAUGAUUCGCGAGUAAAAGGUGAACAUUGAUAAUCGUAUUAAUCAGAUUAGCAGCAAUAUCUUCCUUCCAAAGGCACGAAGAUAAAGAAACGACGGAAAUUGAACUGACCAAGGUCAGUGUGAUUAACCCAACACCUUCCUUGGAAAGUAAUGCAAAAAUAUGUCGCUUGUAUCAGACAGUGAACAAGCGUCCGGGUAUCUGGAACACCUACAGGCUCGUCUUUGGGAGCAAGGAGACCACUCUCAAGAUGAUGACAUCACAUCUAUUAUGGCUAUGCUGGACAGUCCAUUGUUCCGACAGCUUCUUACACUGCAGGAGUCACUUACAGAACUUAAACAGGUUGCUAAUACAUAUCCUGUAAAUGACGAGACAUUCGAGAUUUCAUUGUCAGGGGAGCUAAUCCUGAACAUGCCUCCCGAUAGCAUCAACAGCAGUAACCACCACGACCAGCCUUUCAGUGAGAGUACAGCAGAUGCCUCGACCCUUAACUACACUGGAGUUGAGAACCCUAUUGUGACCCCAGCAUACAACUUCGAAUUCCAGAGGGCCCUGGAGCGGGCUUCUCAAGGCCGGCAGAUAGAAAUAAUAAAACUUUUCAAACCAGAGAACAGCAGCCUUGGCUUUAGUGUUGUGGGCCCCAAGAGAAUGGAAAACCAGGUGGAUAUGGGGAUAUAUGUCCAGGAGAUUCAGCCUGUCGGCAUCGCUGCAAGAGAUGGACGACUGCGAGAAAGAGACCAGAUUUUGGCCAUUGAUGGCCAGCCCAUAGACAUUUCCCACCAGGAGGCUAUUCGUAUUCUUCAGAGUGCACGUGGUCUGGUGGAGCUGAUAGUUGCACGUGGACCUAUUCCACAGCAGCCCGACCUUGUCAGCACAGACACGUUUGCAGAUCAACAGACUGAUGUCCAGAUUGAUGCAGGAUCCGCAGAUAUGGUGUUGAAUACAGAAUGGACCCAAAUUGAAGUAAUUGACCUGAUCAAUGAUGGGACAGGACUGGGUUUUGGUAUCAUCGGUGGCCGGAGUACAGGGGUAGUGGUUAAGACCAUUUUACCAGGUGGAGUGGCUGACUUGAAUGGAAGACUUCACAGUGGCGACCAUGUACUUCAGAUAGGUGAUGUCAACGUUCGAGGUAUGGGGUCUGAACAAGUCGCGUCAGUCCUACGCCAGUCGGGCAGCCAUGUUCGUCUGAUUGUGGCCCGGCCUGUAAUGGAGCCCUCACCUAUUCCUGUGCCUCACGCCCCAAUCGUACCGACACACCAGUUGGACGACCACAUCCAGCAGAUAAACCGAUUCUUGGAGGGCACAGACAUUCAAGCAAUGUCUGAAGACAACCUUCAACAACAGCAGCAGCAACAACUGCAACAACAGCAGAGCAUGGACGGCCUUGUACAAGUCCAUAUACCUCCCGAGUUCCCAGAGGUGGAGUAUUUCGAUGUGGACCUUAUGAAGGAUGACCAGGGCCUCGGUAUCACUAUCGCUGGCUAUGUAGGUCGCGAGAACUCUCCAGAUGAGCUCUGUGGCAUCUUCGUCAAAAGCAUUGGUGAGGGAAGCGCGGCAGCUCAAGAUGGCAGGAUACAAGUAAAUGAUCAAAUUAUACAGGUAGACAACCAGGUUUUGACAGGAUUUUCAAACCAUGAGGCUGUGGAGGUUCUCCGUAAAACAGGCCAGAUGGUUCACUUGAAGCUCGCGCGUUACCAGCAUGGUCCUAAAUUUGAAAAGCUACAACAAUAUUUGUCACAGCCGAUGGGGAUGCACACUAUACCGCCUUACAACAUGGCCCAGGGUAUGGACAUGACAGGCAUGGUACACGACCAAAAUCACCAGAGUCUCAGUCUGGACGACAUCGGAUUUCUUACUGAUGAGGAUUAUACAGGUGAACUGCUUCCUGACACUGAGACUGCUAUCAGAGCAUGCUGGGAACCCAUCAUUGGGGAAGAGUUUGAAGUCGUGGUUGCCCAGCUGUCGAAGUUUAAGGAAGGAGGCGGACUGGGAAUCAGUCUAGAGGGUACUGUGGACGUGGAAAAUGGCAAAGAGGUUCGACCACAUCAUUACAUACGCUCCAUCCUUCCUGAUGGCCCUGUCGGCGUCAAUGCUAGAUUGAUGAGUGGUGACGAGCUGCUGGAGGUGAAUGGCAAGAGGCUUUUAGGACUGAACCACAAAGAGGUUGUUGGAAUCCUUAAAGAGUUACCCCAGAAUGUUCGUCUGGUAUGUGCCCGGCGGAUACAAAAGAGUUCCAAUGAUAUCUAUGCACAGCAGGAGAACCAGUUCCACAGCUCACAGCUCAACUCCGGAGUAAAUGAGGUGACACCCAUCUCAGACAGGUUGGUGAAGGCCAAGUCUGAGAUGGCGCUUGCAUCGGUGGACAGUACUCCCAUCCAAAACUCCCUCAACAAAAUGAAGUCUCGAUCACUUGAGCCAUUGACUAACCUAGCUAUGUGGAGUGGUGAGCCUGUUGUGAUCGAGCUGAAGAAAGGCGAUAAGGGUCUAGGAUUUAGCAUUCUGGAUUACCAGGACCCUGGGAACCCUACUGAGACUGUGAUAGUGAUUAGAAGUCUUGUACCAGGGGGUGUGGCACAGCAAGAUGGCCGCCUUGUGCCAGGUGAUCGACUCAUAUUCGUCAAUGAAGACAAUCUAGAAAAUGCUAAUCUGGAUGAGGCCGUACAAGCCCUGAAAGGUGCUCCAAAAGGGAUUGUACGUAUUGGUGUUGCCAAACCCUUGCCAUUAGGAAACAAUGCAUUCCAGCCAACAAACAAUAGCCAGAAUGCUACCUUCCCACUGAAUCACCACAGUUAUCCAGAGGGCGGUUAUCACUUUUCGAGUCUUCCCCAGCCUCCACAACAUAUAGCACACUCUGCCGAAAAUUUACAACGACUUCCUGAACAUGACAGCUACUCCUUUCCCAUGUCCAUGCAAGAACAGACAGACUCAUUUUCCAGUGGUGAGAGAACAGAUGGGCGUAAAUCAAAUCGUGAUAGUUUUUAUGAAAGUGAUGAGGAUCAAGGCAUUGUUUCGCCAAAUAAGCCUUCCCCCGUUAAACCAGUGACCACACCUCGGACUCAUAUACAUAAAAACAUGGCAUCUGGUUCCUAUGAGAAUGAUAGUGUAGUGCUUAGUCUACAACAGCAACAGUCAGAAAUGUCUGUAGACAGGACGCCUCCGACCCCUCAACCACGAACUGGCCUCCCCGACUAUGAAAACUUAAUGAAAACAACACAACCAAAAGUGUUGCUUGAACCUGCCAAGUUUACAUCAGAAAGUCCACAUUCAGCAUCUCCUGUGGAUUAUGAAAAUGCCCUGCCGACUUACGAGGAAGCUACAGCAGGUAUCUGGACGAUAUGUUUACAACAGUUCCUCCUAUUCCCGGAUGGACCACCCCCUCCCGUGCCACUUCGAACAGAAUCUCACACACAGCAAUACGUCCAGGAGGAAGUGAUUCAAAAGGAGGAGGAGAGGAUGGUCAGGUCAAGUCCAUUGUCUGAUGAGCCUGUGAUAAGUGCAACGCCCCCAAGUGACAAAAAGGCGUCCUCACCCAAGCGGACACCUCCCCCGAUCCCUCCUAAACCAACUCCACCCAAAGCUCUGCUGAUACAAGUCAAGCCGAAGGACGUACCACCCCCUCUUCCAGCUUCUUCUCCCCCCAAAUUAGACUCUGCUGGUGCCUCGCCUGACAAUAGAGUAGAGGUAGGCGUAAAGAUCAGCCCACGAGUUCCCCGACACCGACAGACUGACAGCCUUGAUAGUUCGUUUUCCUCCUCAUCAGAACCAGCCCCUGCUGCAAGUGACCUUAACAAGUCCUCCCCCUGCUCAUCCCCCCGGACCAUGUCCCCAGGGCGCUCGCCCAUGUCUUCCCCAAACCUAAGACGUACCCUCUCAGGAGGUUCUGACUCCUUACCCCCAUCUUUAGAGAAAAAACUGAAGCUGAAAAAAGGAAAGGAUGAACUGGGUAUGACAGUGGAGGCGGUCGACAAAGGUGUGAAUGGUUGUCUGGUGAAGACAGUGUUACGCACAGGUGCAGUGGGCAAAGAUGGACGUAUUCAGGCUGGGGAUUACAUUGUGGCCGUCAACAACGAAAGCUUGAGGAAAGUCACCAACGCCCAGGCACGGGCUAUUAUUCGUAGAGCCACAUUGCUUGGUCUAGAUAUAGACAUAUCCUACAUAUCAAGUGAAGAUGCUGCUGCCUUCAAGGAAUCUGCUGCCAAUCAACCUCCUCCUCAGAGCCCCACCCACUACUCCAUGAUGCCUUCUCCAAAGAUAUUUCCAAAACAUUAUCGAGCAAAUCUGUCACCACUGGCUAGCAAGUCUGUAACCGACACAAACAAUGCAAGUCCAACUAUAGCCACAACCCAGCCUACUACCACUCUGGCCACCGCUAUCACCACAAACAUAUCAGGUGUGACAGCCCUCACAGUUGAGGCUACCACACACAGUACCACCAACACCUCACUAGAACCUGCACCAGUGUCACCUCGACAGAAGUCCCUGGCUGCUGAUGGGUCUCCAGCCACUGGUAAUCAGACAUGGGGACCACAGCGCAUGGUGGAACUAUCACGGGAACCCAAUAGGGGACUUGGUAUCAGCAUAGUGGGUGGAAGAGUGGAUCUGUUUCAUGUCCAGCAGGAAAACACAAUCUCAGGAAUUUUUAUCAAACAUGUAUUAGACGACAGUCCUGCUGGGAAAAAUGGCACUCUCAAAACUGGAGACCGCAUUCUAGAGGUGGAUGGCAAGGACCUUCGAAAUGCAUCACAUGACCAGGCUGUUGAAAUAAUCAGGAAUGCAUCGACACCAGUCAAGUUUCUGGUCCAGAGCCUCACUGACCAAGCAUGUCCAACCGAUUUGGAAAUCGACACCAAGUCGGUGCAAUCAUAUGAAGAGGCUCUCUCAUUACCACCACAAAGUGUGGAGUUGGACACGGUGGGAAAGGUCGAUGAAAGGUCAACAACCCCGCCUGCAGUAGAAGUUGUGGAAGAAGACAGUGGAGAGGAAGAUGAAUAUGGAUACACAAUGAAAAGGAUACAACGACGAUAUGGUGACUUGACCGGGGCCCUACACCUAGUGGACUUAAAGAAGAGUGGGAAUGGGCUUGGAAUCAGUUUAGCAGGCAACAAAGAUCGCAACACUAUGAGCGUCUUUGUGGCAGGCAUACAACCUGAAAGUGUUGCAUGGCGUGAUGGCCGCAUACACAUUGGCGAUGAACUCUUGGAGGUCAAUGGCCAAGUCCUCUAUGGCAGGAGUCACCUUAAUGCCUCAGCCAUCAUCAAAGGCUUGACCGCAGCUGUGGUCAAGAUAGUUCUUGUCAGGAGACAAGAAAACUUGGAACACAUGGCAGUAAAGCCAUUGAAACCCACUGCAGCAGCUGUGUCCUCAGAGGAUAUUUUUUCCAAUCCAAGUCAUUCCCAACCAGCAACUAUUGCUACAACCCCUGACCCUUCCAUAGAAACAGGGGCAGCUUCUCUAAGUCCACAAGAUGUUUUCCAGGUUUUUAAUCUUCAAAAGGGAGCCUCAGGUCUUGGUUUUGCCAUAGUGGAGGAGAACAGAGAUGGGAGGCAGGGUAUCUAUGUCCGAAGUAUAACUCCUGGAGGAGUGGCAGCUCAGGAUGGUCAGUUGAGUGUCUGUGACCAGAUUCUGGAGGUUGGCGACAGACCUCUUACUGGUGUCCAUUAUGAUAAAGCAAUAGAAAUUUUACGCAAUAGUCAGGGAACAGUGAGAUUAAAAGUACGCAAAUGUGGGGAGAACAACGAAAAGGCUUCCAGUGGACACAGUCCACAACAAAACAAUGUCUUUCAAGUGGCAAAUGAUGUUCCAGGGGAAUCGUCAACAGACCCUGCCCCGCAGUCUCCGAGUCAGCAGAGCGAUUCAGCGCCACACGACCCCUUCACAUGUCCAGUCAUUCCAGGAAAAGAAACAACUAUAGAAAUAGAGAAGGGCCGAACAGGUCUCGGCCUCAGUAUUGUGGGAGGGGCCGACACCCUUCUAGGCGCUAUUAUUAUCCACGAGGUGUAUGAGGAUGGUGCUGCAGCCCGUGAUGGUCGAUUGUGGGCCGGUGACCAAGUUCUAGACGUUAAUGGGGAAGACUUAAGGGAAGCUACCCAUGAUUAUGCAAUCCAGGUGCUACGCCAAACUCCGUCAACAGUGAAAAUUUCUGUGUUCCGCGACGACAACCAAGUCAAGGAGGAAGAUAUUUACAAUAUAUUCGCAGUAGAACUUAUGAAAAAGCCUGGACGAGGGCUUGGGCUCAGUAUUGUCGGCAAACGUAAUGAUGUUGGUGUCUACAUCUCGGAUAUUGUAAAGGGUGGAGUGGCCGAGGCUGAUGGCAGACUUAUGCAAGGGGACCAGAUCUUAGCCGUCAACGGAGAGGAUAUGAGAAAUGCCACUCAGGAGUACGCUGCCACAGUGCUCAAGACAUCAAUGGGAAAGAUUAAUCUUUCCGUGGGCAGACUAAAGGCUGGCUCUCGUACCUCCUCCAGACGAAACUCAAAUUCUGGCAAUGCUCUCAAAAAAUCGGAAUCCACUGCUAGCAACAAGUCAAGAGGGAAACACAACAAAAGUCUCAGCGAGGACAUCAGCUCUCACAUACGGGUGGUAGAACUACAGCAUGAUGCCGCAGGAUCCUUGGGUCUCAGUAUCGCAGGCGGCAUCGGUAGCUCCAUUGGAGAUGUGGCCGUUAUGAUUGCAAACAUGACUCCAGGAGGACCUGCAGAAAAGAGUCAUAAACUAAAGAUUGGAGAUAAAAUUCUACAGAUCAAUGACCAGGUCACAGAUGGUCUCAGCCAUGACGAGGUCGUACAACUAUUGAAGACACCAGGCGUCGUGAGACUUCAGGUUCAACAUGGUGAGGAGAAGCGAGUAAGUGUGAGCGGUCACACCUCCCGCCAGGUUAGCAUGGAUAUGUCACAGGAAAUGGCUAACGCCCAACUUGUACCCUCCUCUACAGACAAUGUGUUUGAUGGGGAUGAAGACGGCGCUCCUCCACAACAGAAAGUCAUCACUUUAGUGCGAGGAGGUGACGGAUUGGGUUUCUCCAUUGUUGGUGGCCACGGAAGUCCACACGGUGACCUUCCUAUCUAUGUCAAAAACGUUUUCGCAAAAGGUGCUGCAGCAGAAGAUGGAAAUCUCAAGCGAGGGGAUCAGAUUCUAGUUGUGAAUGGAGAAAGUCUUGAAGGCUGCAGCCAUGAAGAGGCUGUGGUCAAACUGAAAAAUGCCAAAGGAAAUGUUGUUAUGACGAUUCUCACGUCAUAGCAAUGUUUUAAUGCUUUUCUGAAGAUUUACACGACUUUUUUUUUAUCAAAAGUAUGAUAUGUCCCAAAUCCUUAUGAUUUGUACUUUGUUUGCUGUGAGGAUCUUUUUGGUGAUUUCUAGAACAAUGGAAAAUCAGCUAAGAGAAAAAGAGAACAAAAGGUUUUACAGUAUUCCUUGUGAUGCUGCAUCCUUUUGUUUUUUUUGGAAUGUGGUAUUUUCUGUUGGUUGGAAGCUAUAUGUUAUCCGGAGUAUGAAGAAAAUGGGAGAAUUCAUUCAUACUGUUAAGAAGAUAUCAUUCUAUACAGCAUUUUCACUUGUCAAAAUUUUAUUGCACAAUUUUUUGUAUCAUUAAUGAAAAAUAUUAUUUGAUGUUAUACUGGUGAGAUAGAUUCACAAUCAAUAUCACUUUUAAAUAAUGUGAAGAGAAUAAAAGAUUUGCAGAGAUAUUCCAUACCUUAUAAUUGAUUAGGUACAUUUGUAUAAGAUUGGAUUUUAUUACAUAUCAAAUCUGGCGAAGAAAUUCGUGGAAGGCCAUUUCAAUUGGUAUCAUGGUAUGUUGCUGGCUGAAGCAACAACUGGAAAUAGUCAUUUAGGUAUGUUUCUGUGUGAAACAAUGUCCUAAUACGGUAUCAUAUAUGUACUACCAAGUAUAUUUCACAAAUUGAAGGAAAUUUUGGGCUGUUUUGCAUAUUGUCAAGAUAAAUUAAGGUUGUGGUGAUGGUAGACUUAGCGAAUUAAUUCUCACAAAUCAAUUAUGCAAUUUGUAUUUGAAAAUGAUGGGUUUUUUAUCUUUUUUUUUUUUUUUUUUUGUACAUAAUCAUGUUAACAUGUGUGAUUGCCUUUGUUAAUUACAAGACUAUGUACCAGGCAUUCCUAUAGAGUAUUUAAUUCAUGUUACAUUUCCAUAUUCCACUUUCUUAGUUUAGAUACAUAGUUUUUGUAUAGAGUAAAACAUGCAGUUACAUUCACACAACCAACUAUGUACUUUAUUGGUAUAGAAUACACAAAAGGUCUCUAUUUUGUGAAAAUUAAACGAGUCUAUCAGCUCUCUAGGGGUACAGGGAUAUAUGGAUUCUCAAAAACAAGUAUUUGUAGAUUGAGUAAAUCUUUCAAAAACUACUUCUGAAGAGUAACUUGACUAAUUGUAGCUAAACUUUUUAGAUUUUACACGUCUGAUGCAUAAUUUGUAUAUGAUACAUGUACUAUCAACUAAUAUAAAUAACCAGUCUUUGUUUGAAUUCUGAUAGUUUUGGUUAUUAAUUAAAAAUGUGUAUGGGAUGAAUACAUACGGUACUUGUGUGUGAAAAUUAGGGCAUGCAUAUUAAACACUCCAGUGAGUGCAUACUUGUUAUAGAUGAAAAUUAAUAUAUUAUGUUUGAUCUUGUACAAUAUUAAGCAAAACUUGUCUAGUUUUGUAUUUAAAAAUCAAAUUCAAAUAUUUUCGUUUUGUUGGUUUGCUUGUUUAAAUAUUUGAAUGUAUUCUUUUAUCACAAUUGUUGUUUAAUACAUUUGUAUGUACCUAGAUUAUGGCUGUGUAUUUUUUAAAAAAAAUGCAUUAAUUUUCAUUGCAAAUAAUUUCUAUAAAACAGCCCUGUUGUAAGUUCUGAAAGACAAAUUACUGGAGUGUGUCUGUGUUGACCUAGGAACUGUAUCUUUUGACAGUGUGAAAGAUUACUGGGGACUGUAGGUGUUAGUGACAGAUGACUGGGGACUGUAGGUGUUGACGGUCACAGAUUACUGGGGACUGUAGGUGUUAGAGACAGAUUACUGGGGAUUGUAGGUGUAAGUGAUAGAUUACUGGGGACUGUAGGUGUUAGUGAAAGAUUACUGGGGACUGUAGGUGUUGACAGUCACAGAUUACUGGGGACUGUAGGUGUUAGAGAUAGAUUACUGGGGACUGUAGGUGUUAGAGACGGAUUACUGGGGACUGUAGGUGUUAGAGACAGAUUACUGGGGACUGUAGGUGUUAGUGAUAGAUUACUGGGGACUGUAGGUGUUAGUGAUAGAUUACUGGGGACUGUAGGUGUUAGUGAUAGAUUACUGGGGACUGUAGGUGUUAGUGGAAGAUUACUUGGGACUGUAGGUGUUGACAGUCACAGAUUACUGGGGACUGUAGGUGUUAGAGACAGAUUACUGGGGACUGUAGGUGUAAGUGAUAGAUUACUGGGGACUGUAGGUGUAAGUGAUAGAUUACUGGGGACUGUAGGUGUUAGUGAAAGAUUACUGGGGACUGUAGGUGUUGACAGUCACAGAUUACUGGGACUGUAGGUGUUAGAGACAGAUUACUGGGGACUGUAGGUGUUGACAGUCACAGAUUACUGGGGACUGUAGGUGUUAGAGACAGAUUACUGGGGACUGUAGGUGUUAGAGACAGAUUACUGGGGACUGUAGGUGUUAGAGACAGAUUACUGGGGACUGUAGGUGUAAGUGAUAGAUUACUAGGGACUGUAGGUGUUAGUGAUAGAUUACUGGGGACUGUAGGUGUUAGUGGUAGAUUACUGGUGACUGUAGGUGUUAGAGACAGAUUACUGGUGACUGUAGGUGUUGACAGUCACAGAUUACUGGGGACUGUAGGUGUUAGAGACAGAUUACUGGGGACUGUAGGUGUUAGAGACAGAUUACUGGGGACUGUAGGUGUUGACAGUCACAGAUUACUGGGGACUGUAGGUGUUAGAGACAGAUUACUGGGGACUGUAGGUGUUAGAGACAGAUUACUGGGGACUGUAGGUGUUAGAGAUAGAUUACUGGGGACUGUAGGUGUUACAGAUAGACAGAUUACUGGGGACUGUAGGUGUUAGAGACAGAUUACUGGGGACUGUAGGUGUUAGAGACAGAUUACUGGGGACUGUAGGUGUUAGAGACAGAUUACUGGGGACUGUAGGUGUUGACAGUCACAGAUUACUGGGGACUGUAGGUGUUAGAGAUAGACAGAUUACUGGGGACUGUAGGUGUUAGAGACAGAUUACUGGGGACUGUAGGUGUUAGUGAUAGAUUACUGGGGACUGUAGGUGUUAGUGAUAGAUUACUGGUGACUGUAGGUGUUAGAGACAGAUUACUGGGGACUGUAGGUGUUAGAGAUAGACAGAUUACUGGGGACUGUAGGUGUUAGAGACAGAUUACUGGGGACUGUAGGUGUUAGAGACAGAUUACUGGGGACUGUAGGUGUUAGAGAUAGAUUACUGGGGACUGUAGGUGUUACAGAUAGACAGAUUACUGGGGACUGUAGGUGUUAGAGACAGAUUACUGGGGACUGUAGGUGUUAGAGACAGAUUACUGGGGACUGUAGGUGUUAGAGACAGAUUACUGGGGACUGUAGGUGUUGACAGUCACAGAUUACUGGGGACUGUAGGUGUUAGAGAUAGACAGAUUACUGGGGACUGUAGGUGUUAGAGACAGAUUACUGGGGACUGUAGGUGUUAGUGAUAGAUUACUGGGGACUGUAGGUGUUAGUGAUAGAUUACUGGUGACUGUAGGUGUUAGAGACAGAUUACUGGGGACUGUAGGUGUUAGAGAUAGAUUACUGGGGACUGUAGGUGUUAGAGAUAGACAGAUUACUGGGGACUGUAGGUGUUAGAGACAGAUUACUGGGGACUGUAGGUGUUAGAGACAGAUUACUGGGGACUGUAGGUGUUAGAGACAGAUUACUGGGGACUGUAGGUGUUAGAGAUAGAUUACUGGGGACUGUAGGUGUUGACAGUCACAUAUUCCUGGAGGCUAGGUUUUGACAGGCAGAUUACUGGGGACUAAGUGUUAGAGAUAGAUUACUGGGGACUGUAGGUGUAAGCGAUAGAUUAUUGGGGACUGUAGGUGUCAACAGACUCACAGAUUACUGGGGACUAGGUUUGACAGUCAUAGAUUACAGGGGAAUGUAGGUGUCAACAGACUCAGAUUACUGGGGACUGUGAACAGAGUGGCAUGUUACAGGGGGCUGUAGAUGUGGACAGACUCACAGAUUACAGGGGGCUGUAGGUGUGGACAGACUCACAGAUUACAGGGGGCUGUGGACAGAGUGGCAUGCUACAGGGGGCUGUAGGGUGUAUAUUUAAAUCCUUAACACUUUACUGUUGUAUAACACUUAGGGAUGUGUCAGCUGUACCUUCCUUAUCUUGCUGUGUUGGCUUGAUGAUUCAAUCUUCCAGUUUAAUUUUUUUUAUUGAUAUCUGCAAACAACACUUUAGGUCUGUCUAAGAUGCUGUGUGACAGACCUGUACACUUUCCUUUGAUACAAUCAAAAGUUUUCAUUGUGCUUGCAAGUGUGACCAUACUUGUUUUACCAUGUCAGGCAAUUAUUACACCAAGCUUGUAAGAAUAUUGUGAAAGUUCUCAAUGUCUUAGUCUACAUAGAAUUUACACUCACAAUAACUCAAAUAAACUUAUUUACUCUA